AUAUCUAGUGCCGUCACAUUAGAAAUGAAUUUGCGGCCGUUGUUGAUUCGAUUAAAAGGUGAAAAUAAGCCAUUAUCUGCAGAGAAUUCAUAUGAACUUGGUUGUGAAGUAUGGGGCUCACGGCCGACGCCAACAAUCACCUGGUGGAAAGGAAGUGUUGCGAUGAGAAAUACCCGCGAAAUGACUGAUCCUGAUGGAAAUAAAACAACAAGUAUACUGACGUUUGUUCCAACAAUUGACGAUGGUGGAAAAUAUCUUUCAUGUCGAGGUGAACAAUCAUUGAUCCCUGACAGUGGAAUUGAAGAUGGUUGGAAAUUAGAUAUAUAUCAUGUACCUGUGGUCACAUUAGAACUUGGAAGUAAUUUAAAUGGUAGCACCAUUAGAGAAGGUGUAGAUGUUUAUUUCGAAUGUAAUAUCAAAUCAAACCCUUGGGUGUAUAAAGUUAGUUGGAGACACAACGGAAAAAUAUUAUACAAUAAUAUUGAACAAGGCACCAUUGUUAGUAAUCAAAGUUUAGUAUUACAAGGUGUAACAAGAGCACGAGCAGGGCUUUAUACAUGUGUUGGAAGUAAUCAUGAAGGAGAUGGCGAAAGUAAUCCAGUACAUUUGGAUGUCAAAUUUGCUCCAGUUUGUCGACCAGGCCAACCUAAAGUGUAUGGUGUUGCCAGGCAAGAAACAGCACGUAUUACAUGUGAAUUAGAAGCAAAUCCACAAGACUUACAAUUUACUUGGAAAUUUAAUAAUACAGCUGAUACAAUUGAUAUACCACAGUCGUUAAUUGCCAUGGAUCGUACACGUAGCCAAGCGGCGUACACACCCAUGACUGAAUUGGAUUAUGGAACUCUUAUGUGUUGGGGUAAAAAUGAAAUUGGCAUGCAAAAAGAGCCAUGCGUUUAUUAUAUCAAUCCAGCCGGCAAACCAGAUGCAUUACAAAAUUGUACAUUAUUAAAUCAAACAUUUGAUUCGUUACAAGUUGAAUGUCUUGAAGGAUUUAAUGGUGGAUUGACACAAGAAUUUGUAAUGGAAGUAUAUGAUAUAACACAAAACCGUAAACUUGUUACUAAUGUUACAUCACGUACACCAUAUUUUGCGGUUGGUGGCUUAGAAUCAGGAUUAAGUUUCGAUAUUGUUCUAUUUGCCACAAAUAAAAAAGGAAGAAGUGAUUUUACGGUAUUACAAGCAUUCACAUUACAAUCAGCUGAAAAACAUACUGGUGAUACCGAAAAACCUGAUCCACCACAAAAUUGUAGUGUUGUACAUCACACUAUAAAAAGUGUUCAUGUAAGCUGUAUCGAAAUUUCAACAACAUCGUCCGAUCAAUAUCAGUCAUAUGUAAUGCAAGCGUUUGAUGCAGAUAGCCGCCAUUUAUUAGGUAGCACGACGUCAUUAAGUGCAGAAAAUCUACAAAUAACGGAUUUGCCGCGUGAACAAAGCGGUAGUCUAGUACUAUCGAUAAGAUCAUUUUCAUCAAGGGCAACCAGUGAUGCAACAGUACUUUAUUCGGCUCCAAUGAUGUCAAAUAAACAUCAUCGUGGCGCUUCAACUCCGGUAUUUUUGAAAAUCACACCAAUUUUGGGAGCCUUAAUCGGUGUUAUAACUGCCUUAUUAAUGGUAACCAUAGUAAUUGUGUGCAUCAUACGCAUGCGGCGUCGUGAUAAUCGGGACGAUAAAGAUGCUGAUGAAAAUGGAUUAAGUCAUGAUCGCCGAAGUAUCAAUACAAGUGGAGAUAAGGCAAGCACAGAACCUCUAAAUAAAGAAUUAGGUGAUAGUAUGGAUAGUUUUGAAGAAAAGAAUCCUGAUAUAAUUCCACAAGGUAAUGGUGAGGAUGAUUAUCAAGAUGAAGAAAAGGCAUUUGAACGAUUAAAUAAUGCAUCAACACGAGUUUAUUCAAGAUUACAAUCGCCAAACAAUAUUGGAAGAUCAAGUCCAUAUGAUUCGUCAUUUAACAUUGGCAAAACGAAUGAUGAAAUAACGUAUGCCGAAUUAUCGUUAUCAAAUAAGCAAUUACCGUCACUGCCACAUGUGGUUUAUUCAAACCAUCAAUCAAUACCGAUGACAUUAAUACGCCGAAAUGAGCCAACAGUAUAUGCACAAAUUGACAUGUCAGCAAAAGCACAAUCAAUGCAAAAUCCAUCACGUUUUCCAUUACAUCCUCAAUUAAGCAUGUCAACUCAAACACAUCCUAGUAUGCACCAAAGAGGUGGCAUUCCUGUACUUCCUACAACUACUAUCCAAACAUUAUCACCUCCAUUACAAAAUUCGUUACUACAACAUCGUAGUACAAAUUUACAUCCUGCUUAUCUUACCACCCCACGGCAGCAUCAUCAACAACAUACUCCCGCACAUCAGCACCAUACUACUGCCGAUGACAGUAUGCACAUCACUGCGGAAACUCCGCUUAUCAAUCCUCGUGAAAGCACGGUACCAACUUUACAACCACUGCUUGAAGCAAACGCUUCGCGUUCCUUAAACAAUCAACAACCUCGUUCAAUAACUGCAACCCGAUUUUGACCUCCCGGACAAAGUCAAGAAAAUAUUGUCCAGUAAAAAAAA
Messenger RNA from Chrysoperla carnea, 2553 nucleotides. RefSeq names its product titin-like. Gene Ontology annotation, molecular function: protein binding. The record is from RefSeq and is a predicted model, not a curated record. The transcript has 11 exons. The coding region runs from base 25 to 2511 and encodes 828 amino acids. Lineage: Eukaryota; Metazoa; Arthropoda; Insecta; Neuroptera; Chrysopidae.